This is a messenger RNA of Solanum stenotomum, 2638 nucleotides long. RefSeq names its product putative pentatricopeptide repeat-containing protein At1g12700, mitochondrial. The record is from RefSeq and is a predicted model, not a curated record. Bases 58 to 1824 code for a protein of 588 amino acids. Lineage: Eukaryota; Viridiplantae; Streptophyta; Magnoliopsida; Solanales; Solanaceae. Gene Ontology annotation, molecular function: protein binding. The transcript has 2 exons.
CGCCAGCUAAACAAACAACAAUUGUGCAAAAUUAGGGGACAGAUUGAGAAGCAAUCGAUGAAGAGAAUUGGUAUGAGUUACUUGUGCAAUGGUAUUCCGUUUCUCUCUUACUUUACUACUUCCCUUUCUGUUAGACCUUAUUCUUCAUCCCAUGUAAUUGGGUUACCCAUCAAUUUUGAGAAUGUCAAGUGUUUAGAUGAAGCUGUAAUUCUCUUUACGCAAAUGGUUACAAUGAAGCCUCUUCCUUCUCUUGUCGAUUUUUCUAAAUUAUUUAAGACUAUGAUAAUUAUGAAGCAUUAUUCUGCUGUUGUUUCUCUUUUUCGAGAAAUGCGCAAAUUGGGUAUCCCAAUUAACGAAUUCAUUUUGAGUAAUGUGAUUAAUAGCUAUUGCCUGAUGAAUCGUGUUGAAUGUGCAUUUUCUAUAUUACCCAUUUACCUCAAGAAUGGUAUUCCAUUUAAUGUUGUCGCCUUUAACACACUAAUUAGGGGAUUCUUUGCUGAAAAUAAGGUCAAAAAUGCCGUUGCAUUGUUCAAAAAAUUGGUGCGAGAAAAGAUUUGUGAACCUGAUGAAGUCAUGUAUGCAACCGUCAUGAAUGGGCUUAGUAAAGGGGGUCAUACGGAGAAGACUUUAAGUUUGCUCCGGUUAAUGGAACAGGAAAACACUUUUCCUAAGCCUGACAUAUUCAUCUACACCAUUGUUAUAGAUGCGCUUUGCAAAGAUGGAAACUUUGAUGUUGCUAUCACUCUUUUGAACGAGAUGAAGCAGAUAGGAAUUCCUCCUAACGUAGUCACGUAUAAUUCAUUGAUUGAUGGUAUGUGUAAGCUUGGUCAGUGGGAAAAGGUUAGGAAUUUUGUCUCUGAGAUGGCCGUGAACCUUAAUAUUUGUCCAGAUGUGUACACCUUCAACAUAAUGAUAGAUGGACUAUGUAAAGAAGGGAAAGUUGCAGAUGCUGAGGAAUUAAUGAAACACAUGGUCAGAAAAGGUGUAGAGCCUGAUAUAAUCACCUACAAUACGAUAAUGGAUGGAUAUUGUUUGUGUGGUCAACUGGAUGAAGCAAAGAGAACUUUUGAUAUCAUGAUAGAUAAGUGCAUUGAGCAUGACAUUAUUAGCUAUAACAUACUAAUAAAUGGAUACCAUAAGAAAAACAAAUUGGUCGAGGCCAUGCAAUUGUUUUGUGAAAUUUCCCAAAAGGGAUUAAAGUCUAAUAUAGUUACCUACACUACUAUCUUGCAAGGUUUGUUUGCAGUUGGAAGAAUUGGCGAUGUGGAAAAAAUUUAUGCCGAGAUGCUAUCUAUGGGCCCCGAGCCUGAUAUACACACUCAUAGCGUAUUGCUCAAAGGUUAUUUUAUGUAUGGGCUUGUUGAAGAAGCUAUGUCGCUCUUUAAAAAGUUGGAAAGAAAGAGAGAAGUUACUAGUAUUGCAUUUUACAGUGUUGUCACUAAUGGAUUGCGCAAAAAUGGUAAACUCGAGGAAGCUCGUGCUAUUUUUGAGAAGCUUUCUUUCAUUGGAUUGCUUCCGAAUGUUAGAACAUACACGGUAAUGAUAAAUGGAUUUUGUCUGAAAGGGUUGUUUCAUGAAGCUAAAGAUAUUCUCAGAAAAAUGGAAGACAGGGGUUGCUUUCCAAACAAUGUCACUUACAAUGUUAUUGUGCAAGGAUUUCUCAGGUACAACAAAAUUAGUGAAAUGACAUCUUUCAUGAAGGAAAUGGUUGGAAGGGGCUUCUCAUUUGAUGCAACUACAACCGAGUUAUUGGUAAAGAUUAUAAGGAAGAAUCCUUCUGUCCUUCAUAUGAUACCAGAGCUUCACUCGGGAAAAAAACAGUGAAUAUUUCUUUCGCUUGGUUUGGUUUAUUCGCGUAUACUCUGCCACUAUUAUAAAUUUCCUUUUCACCCUUGCAAAAGAGACGACAUCCAAUGCAGUUGAAGUAGCUGAAACAAUGGCAGCCAGAGUGUUUCUUGAGCUUUCCAGGCACUUAUUGCGGAGGGAAAUAAUAGACCAUUGCAAUUCUCAUUUUUUGUUGGAGUCUUUUCACUCUUUUGAGUUAAUUGGGAAUUUGAAGACGUGAAAUUGGAGGCUAUAUCUCUCAAUGAUCAGGUCUGUCUGUGACUCACUGUGGUGGAAAAUUCAGAAAGACGGCAAGUUUAUUGUCGAAGUAUGUUAUAAUUAUUUUUUCGGGAAUAUGGGAGGCAUUCACAAGGACUGGCCAUGGAGAAUAGUUUGGAAGACAAUUGCAUCCCUGAGGGCCGACAUGUUUCACUUGGAUCGCUACUCCUGAAGCUUGUUCUGUGCAGCAGAUGCUUUUUGUGUGCAAGUGCCAAUGAAUCAGUAAAUCAUCCACCGCUUCACUGCACCAUCAGUAAACAGUUCUGGACAAUGUUUCAUGUUAUUUUUGGUGUCCAAUGGAUCAUGCCAGGAUGCAUUAAACGUACACUAUGCAGCUUCACUACACAAUUGCUGUUCUGGUCUAUUUUAAUGGGGAGGAAUGUUUAGACGUUUCAACGACAAGAGAAGCAAGAAUAAAAAGGUAUGGCAAGACUGGAUCACCGUUGGGAUAUGGAGCCAAAAAUUAUACUUUGAAAUAACCCAUGACUCGUCUAAGGGCUUCAAAAUGCUUUCUUUUGUGUAUAGGAAUUCAAGA